Messenger RNA from Serendipita indica DSM 11827, 1914 nucleotides. The record is from the annotation of a GenBank genome assembly. Lineage: Eukaryota; Fungi; Basidiomycota; Agaricomycetes; Sebacinales; Serendipitaceae.
AUGACCGACUGGUCAUAUGACGAAGUCGAGGAGAGAGGCUUGUUCAGCAUAAUCAGCCCCGUCUAUGCGCUCACCUUGUUCGCGGCGGCGGGCAUCUAUUUCCUGUUCAAACGAUACGAGAGUGUACGAUACAGAGCAGUCCCUUUCUCCAUCAAGGCUCCUGCGGCGGCUUCUUCUAAAUGGACCUCGCUCACGAUAGAAAAUCCUAGCCUCGAAUCUCAUCUCGUCAAUUCAACCCUUCUCCCGACGGCACCGACACCAUUGCUCAUGCAAGGCUUCCCAACGGCAAAACCGACGAUGAAGGCACAAUAUAUAACCUGUUACGAUCCGUCUACCGGCUAUCAUUUGGAUACAAUUCCAGCGGACUCGGAAUACGAUAUUGCGGAAAAAAUUGGGCUUGCGCGCCGGACGUGGGUGCAGAGUCGGUGGGGCCAGAGCUCCUUUGGUGAGCGCAAGCGUGUAAUGCGUAGUUUGCUUCGUUGGGUCGUCAAAAAUCGUGAGCUCUGUGCCCGAGUCGCAUGCCGUGACACCGGAAAGACGAUGAUUGAUGCGGCUUUGGGGGAGAUUCUUACUACAUGCGCAAAAUUGGAAUACCUAAUUGACCAUGGCGAGGCUGCCCUACGACCAGAGUCACGCAAGUCGAGUCCCAUGAUGUUCUACAAGAGCUCCAAAGUCUACUAUGAACCGCUCGGCGUUGUCGCUGCAAUCGUUUCGUGGAACUAUCCAUUCCAUAACCUCAUCUCUCCCAUUAUUGCUGGUCUCUUUGCUGGUAACGCAGUCGUGGUCAAAUGUUCGGAGCAAGUUGUAUGGUCUUCAACGUGGUUCAUCUCUGCAAUCAGGGAAUGCCUCCUCGCUUGCGACUUGCCUGCCGAUCUCGUUCAGCUCGUUUGCUGUUAUCCGUCCGAAGCAGAUGCAUUGACGAUGUCGCCAUACAUCAAACAUAUCACAUUUAUAGGUUCAGAGCCUAUUGGACGCAAGGUGCUUCAGGCUGCCACGGUUCACCUCACUCCGGUUACUCUUGAGCUUGGUGGCAAGGACCCAUGCGUCAUUCUGCCGGAGACCGAUCUCAAGAAGUGGGUAGACACAUGGCUGAGGGGUGCUUUCCAAAACGCCGGACAAAACUGCAUCGGCAUCGAGCGAUUCAUUGUUCAUUCAUCUCAGCACAAAGAACUCGUGACCCUGCUGGCUGAGAGGACGAAAAAAUUGCGGUUCGGUCCUGCUUUGGCCGAAGCCUCAUCUGAUGGAGGUUACAUCGCCCCUGUCGACUGUGGUGCCAUGAUUUCACGUAACCGGUUUAGUGAACUCGAACGAAUCAUACACGAGGCUCAAGAGGAGGGCGCGGAUCUUGUCGUUGGCGGUCAAGCAUGGAGGCACCCAUACGUUGAAGAGGGCAUGUACUUCGAGGGCACAGUUGUUGCCAAUGUCGACCCUGCCAUGGAAAUAGCCCAGCAAGAACUCUUUGCGCCGGUGAUUACCGUGAUCCCCUACGAGUCGGUCGACGAAGCCAUCUCGAUUGCCAAUGGGACCCGUUACGGAUUAGGUGCAUCGGUUUUCGGUCCAAAGCAGCAUGAAUGCGUCGACGUCGCCAGAAGGCUGGAUUGCGGCAUGGUUUCCGUCAACGACUUCGGAGUCUUCUAUUUGAAGUAUGAUCUUGGUUUCGGCGGAGUCAAAGCGUCCGGCUUUGGCCGUUUCUCUGGACCAGAAGGCUUGCGUUCUCUUACCUGCCCCAAAGCAGUGACAAUCGACCGUUGGCCAUCUUUGAUUCAAACGAGCAUUCCCCCACCGCUACAGUAUCCGAUCAGGUCCAUGGUCAAGGGAUGGGAUUUCAUUUCGGCUAUGGUUGAGAUUUUCUGGGGGGAUUCUCUCUCAGACCGAGCACACGGUGUCAUUGAAAUCAUCAAGGCUUCACGCUAA